UGACUUUUCGGCAACCUCGAUCACGGUCGCGGAGCGAACACCUGCGCCCGGUCAUAGCUUAUGAGUUAUGGAGUAUGAAGCAUGGCUAUGUUGUUCUGGGCUCUAAUCUAAGCACGUCCUCAAAACAUAUAAAAUAGGCUCAAGAUGUCGAUCUCAUCGUGGAAAUUUAGACACCAGUCUUGCCAGCAAGCCCUUCGAAGAUCUUCGAUUCCCUUACUUCGACUGCUUAACUUCUUGUAUAGUCAUUCGUUACAUAUUACCCCGCGAUGGUUUGGGCAGCAACAACGGCAUGUGCCGUAGUAGCUUUAGCUACUAUCGCACAGGGCACACCUCUAGACAAUCAUAUCCAAGCUCGUCGUCUAUUGGGCUCUUCUUUUGGUAUGCCAGGUGACGACGCCACUUACGACUACGUAGUGGUAGGAGGUGGAAACGCUGGUUUAGCUCUUGCUACGCGCCUCGUCGAACAGAAGGCUGGCACUGUCGCAGUUAUCGAAGCUGGGUCGUUCUUCGAGAUCGAUAACAGCAACUUGAGUCAAAUACCAGCCCAGGCUGGUGCGUUUGCUGGGAAAGGGGAUCACGACUGGCAGCCGUUGAUCGAUUGGGGCUACAUAACAGCUCCUCAAGUUGGUGCGAACAAUGAUUCGAUUCACUAUGCUCGCGGUAAAGGUCUCGGUGGAUGUUCAUCGAGGAAUUACAUGGUAUAUCAUAGAGGAACUAAAUCGUCUUAUGAUAUGUGGGCCGACAAAGUAGGAGAUGAUAGCUACCAGUGGGACAGUUUCUUGCCAUACUUUCAGAAGAGUGUCAAUUUCACUCGUCCUAAUAUGGACCUGAGGUCUUCCAACUCAACGCCCGAGUACGAUAUAACCGCCUUCAGCACUGGCAACGGACCUCUUUCUGUGACCUUCGCCAACUAUGCGCAAGCCUUUGGAACUUGGGCGCAGAAAGGUUUUGAACAGAUCGGUCUCUCGGUAAUCGACGGCUUCCAAACUGGUUCUCUCCUCGGUCAGUCGUACGGCAUGUAUACCAUCAACCCUCAAACAGGAAUAAGAGAUUCGUCCGAAACCUCUUUCCUUCAAAAGGCUCUUAGCUACCCCGAAUAUACGGUUUACCAGUCAGCCAUGGCGAAGAAGAUUGUCUUUGACGGAACUAAGGCGACAGGUGUGCUUGUCGAUACAGAAGGCUUCGAAUAUACCAUUUCCGCGAGGAAAGAAGUUGUCGUCUCGGCCGGUGUUUUCGGCUCGCCUCAACUACUACAGGCUUCUGGAGUCGGCCCAGAAGAUCUCCUUAAAGGCCUUGGCAUUCCGGUUGUAGCUAAUCGACCAGGUGUUGGGCAGAACAUGCAGGAUCACCUUUACUUCGGCGUAACUCAUGCAGUCAACGCCCCUACACUUUCAAGUCUUUCCAAUCCUGCAUUCGCUGCUGCCGCUGCCGCCGAAUUCAAUGAAAAUGGAGGUGGCAUGUACUCCAACCCUACAACUGACGCUUUCGGAUGGGAAAAGAUCCCUGAUCACCUACGCUCCAAAGUAUCUAACAGCACUCUAAGCGUUUUGAAUAGCUACCCUGAUGAUUGGCCUGAGCUUGAGUACGUUUCCCUCGCCGCUUAUGUCGGCGAUCAAGAGGACUCACGACAUGGUUCCCCUACCGACGGCCGCAACUAUGGCUCGCUGGUCGUUGCUCUCAUCACACCGCAGUCGCGGGGCACUGUUAAGAUCACCUCACCUGAUACCAGCGUUCAACCGGAGAUCAAUCCUAAUUUCCUUAUUAACCGCGCCGAUCAAGAAGUAGUAAUUGCCGGUUUCAAGCGUGCCCGUGAAUUCUGGGACACAGACCCCAUGUCCAACUUCUCCAUUGCACCGGAGGUUUACCCCGGGCUCGACAUCAAGACAGACGACCAGAUCCUAGAAGCCAUUAAGACAAGCUAUAAUACCAUCUAUCACGGCUCAUGCACUUGCGCGAUGGGUCCGAAGGAUGAUGAGAUGUCUGUCGUGGAUAGCUCGGCAAAGGUCAUUGGCGUCCAGAACCUGCGAGUUGUUGACGCAUCCGCCUUUCCCCUCCUUCCUCCAGGCCACCCCAUGGCAACUGUUUAUGCUCUCGCCGAAAAAAUCGCUUGCGACAUUUCGGGCAACUGUUAAUAACAACAACAUUCCAACUUAGUACAUUGGACAAUUGUAUUACAAGUUCAUUUGUGGUUUUCCUUCAAUGUAUAUUUAGAUAGAAACUUUAGAUAUUCACACUUAGAAUGUUCAGACAUUUGAAUGUAUUAUAAUAGAUAACAUUUUGGCUAUAA
Messenger RNA from Daldinia caldariorum, 2287 nucleotides. RefSeq names its product putative GMC oxidoreductase. The record is from RefSeq and is a predicted model, not a curated record. Gene Ontology annotation, biological process: secondary metabolite biosynthetic process. The transcript has 4 exons. Bases 267 to 2132 code for a protein of 621 amino acids. Lineage: Eukaryota; Fungi; Ascomycota; Sordariomycetes; Xylariales; Hypoxylaceae. Gene Ontology annotation, molecular function: oxidoreductase activity, acting on CH-OH group of donors; flavin adenine dinucleotide binding.